CAAGCCGAGCCGGUCCUGUCUUCUUCCAGUCGAGCCGCCAAGCCUGUUUUGGCUCCUUCCACCUAAAUUUUUGGUAAUUUCCAAAUUCCCUAGCCUGCCCAGUAAUUAAAUGAGUUAAUUUGGAAAUUUAAUUAAUUUAAUUACUUUCCUCAAGAAGCAAAUUGGACCAAAUAGCUGCUGCAGCUUAGGACUUCCUCAGUAGGAACUCAUCUAGCAACAUCUCGAGGUAGAGGACGAGGUAAGGGCAAGGGCAAACUGGCGAGCGACUCGAAGUGAGACCGUGAAGGGCCAUAGGGGCUACCGCUUCCGCUUACCUUUAUUUCAGAUUUUCGCACUUGAGUUCGAGUACUUUCAUUAUUUACCAUCUUUAUGUAGAUAGGGCCCGCUUAGGGAUUUUAAACUUAACUCGUAUUUCUACAUGUUACUUUAACUAUCUUUCAUAAAUAAAUUUGCUAGAUUUCUUUGCAUUUAUUUACACCAGAUUUUAUGACUUAAACACUGAUCCUAGAUUUAGUAACCACUUCGAUUCAGCAUAAAGAGUCGGGUCGUUACAGUUGGUAUCAGAGCGCAGUGUUUUAGGUCCUGUAGACUGACUUAUGAUGUAAGUCAUUUUGUUUUGAUUUUACCUCACCCUAUGGCUAUACGGUCCUUCGUCACUCGCCAGGUAUGCCUAAAGCUUUACAAAUAUUAAGAUUAUAAUGUUGCCUGAUUAGAUUAGACUUAGAGAGAGAAUAUUGAGCUCUAGUGGUGAAAAAUUUGUUGGUGAAUUUUAGGAAGAAUGCCGCCACGUAGAGGUGCACGUCGAGGAGGUGGCAGGGGAGGCAGAGGAGCCGGUCGUGGCCAACCGGCGGAGCAACCUGCCGCGCCGCCAGUCAACCCCGACGUACCAGUCAACCCUAAUGCACCGGUCACUCAGGCGGAUCUCGCCGCAAUGGAGCAGCGUUACCAGGCCAUGCUGCAAGCUGCUCUAGCGCCGUUCCUCGCUGCUCAGCAGAACCAGGCCGCCCCUGUUCAGGACCAGCCUGUAGUCCCUCCAGCCCCUGUUCAGGACCAGCCCGUCAUCCCUCCAGCCCCGGUGGAAGCUCAGCCGGUGCCAGUACAACUGUCAGCUGAGGCCAAGCACUUGAGGGAUUUUAGGAAGUACAACCCGAAGACUUUCGACGGAUCCUUGGACAACCCCUUUAGAGCCCAGCUGUGGUUGACAUCCAUAGAGACGAUCUUCAGGUACAUGAAGUGCCCAGAAGACCAGAAGGUGCAGUGUGCAGCUUUCUGUUUGGAGGAUAGGGGGACUGCCUGGUGGGAGACUGCUGAGAGGGCGCUGGGAGGAGAUGCCAGCAAGAUCACAUGGGAGCAAUUCAGGGAGAGCUUUUAUGCUAAGUUCUUCUCUGCCAACGUGAAGCACGCCAAGCUCCAAGAGUUCCUAAACUUGGAGCAAGGCAAACUGAGCGUGGAACAGUAUGAUGCCGAGUUCGACCUGUUGUCCCGUUUUGCCCCUGAUGUGGUAAGGGAUGAGGCCGCCAGGACUGAGAGAUUUGUUAAUGGCCUCAGGUUAGACCUCCAGGGUUUUGUACGAGCUCUUCGACCAACCACUCAUGCGGAUGCUCUACGCAUAGCACUGGAUCUGAGCCUGCAUGAGAGAGCUGGUCAAUCUAAGGUUGUCGGCACAGGGUCAGCCUCGGGACAGAAGAGGAAGGCGGAGGCGCAGCCCGACGUAAUACCACAGCGGACUCCGAGGUCAGGAGGUGUCUUCCAGAGACACCGUCGGGAGCUGGCAGCAGCUGGGAGAACUUUGAGAGAGCUACCCACUUGUACUACCUGUGGGAAGGUCCAUGGAGGACAAUGUUUAGCUGGGAGUGGAGUCUGCUUCAGGUGCAGGCAGCCGGGGCACACCGCUGAUGCGUGUCCUCGGAAACCCUUAGAGACGACGCCACGUCAGCCUUCUGCUCCCCAGCAAGGGGGAGUCUUUGCCACGAACCGGCAGGAGGCCGAGCGAAUAUGCAAGAUUUCGAUGUAA
Cucumis melo (muskmelon) is the source of this 2014-nucleotide messenger RNA. RefSeq lists its product as uncharacterized. The transcript has 3 exons. The record is from RefSeq and is a predicted model, not a curated record. Bases 779 to 2014 code for a protein of 411 amino acids. NCBI's taxonomy places the organism in Eukaryota, Viridiplantae, Streptophyta, Magnoliopsida, Cucurbitales, Cucurbitaceae. Gene Ontology annotation, molecular function: zinc ion binding; nucleic acid binding.